This is a messenger RNA of Corylus avellana, 2327 nucleotides long. NCBI's taxonomy places the organism in Eukaryota, Viridiplantae, Streptophyta, Magnoliopsida, Fagales, Betulaceae. The record is from RefSeq and is a predicted model, not a curated record.
UCCUCAUCACUUGUUCAGCCAGAAAAGGAAAAUUGAAUUAUUGCAUUGUGAGACCAUGAUGCCCAAUAAUUCAAUCUCAUCUAUCAGUGGAUUUCUCUCUCAGGCAGAAUCUCUCUCUCUCAGGCGAAAGCUCUCUCUCUCUCAUGCCUCUGAUCUCACUCUUUCGCUCAGCUCCUUCUCUCUCUCUCUCUCCCUCUCCGACCUCUUCCCCCUACGGAUUCUCACAGUCGUCUCGUCCAGUACUUGUCUCGAUCACGCUCCACCGGACUCCUCCCCCUCUUCAGCUACUCCAGCCGACCUCCUCCCACUGAAGAAGAUUUAUAUCUUGUGUGACAGAUCUCUAGGAGGAACGGAUUGUGUUAAAGAUAAUCAUUAACAGCCGUUGUUCUAGGAGUCAGCUUGGGUCUUGGAAGGGCGAAGCUUUGAAGAAGAUUUAUAUCUUGUGUGACAGAUCUCUAGGAGGAACGGAUUGUGUUAAAGGUUUUGCUUUCUCGCUGCAAUCCAUCACUGAGGUUGUAAGAAAAUCUCUCCGGCAGCACUCUCUCUCUCUCUCUCUCUCUCCGGCUUUGCUUUUUCCCUCACGACAUCCACCCAUUGCACACAGCCUCUUCAAUUCUGUACCCGAGCCCGAGACAUGGCAGUGCAUCAAGGUCCUUACCUACUUUGCCUCUUAGCCUUGGUCUUGGCCUCCUUGACUAUUGUGCAUGCAGAACAUAGUAAUCAUACGAUUGAACCUUUUAAUCGGAGCAGUUUUCCUACUGAUUUUAUAUUUGGAACUGCUACUGCGGCAUACAUGAUUGAAGGAGCAGCAAAUAUUGAUGGCAGGGGGCCGUGCACCUGGGAUAUUUUUGUGAAGAGACAUCCAGAAAAAAUUCAAGAUGGGAAAAAUGCAAAUGUAGCCUGUGACUUUUAUCAUCGGUAUAAGGAGGACAUACAAUUGUUGAAAACGAUUGGAUUGGAUUCAUUUAAAUUUUCAAUCUCAUGGACCAGAGUAUUACCAAAGGGCAAAGUAAGCGGGGGAGUGAACCCACAAGGUGUCAAAUUCUACAAUGACCUUAUCAACGAGCUUUUGUCCAAUGGUAUCAAGCCCUUAGUAUUUCUGAUGCACUUUGAUCCUCCUCAAGCACUUGAAGAUGAAUAUGAUGGACCCUUAAGUCCCAAGUUUGUGAAUGAUUUUCAAGAUUAUGCGGACUUUUGCUUCAAGACUUUUGGGGAUCGAGUUAAACUUUGGGUGACAAUGAAUGAGCCCAUUGCUAUGAGCGUCAAUGGGUACAGCACUCCUAAUUUUCCACCCGGAAGAUGUUCGAGUUACGUUCCCAAUUGCACCGCCGCCGGUAACUCUGCCACUGAGCUUUAUAUUGUUGGACACAAUUUGCUUCUUGCUCAUGGAGCCGUCGUGAAAUUAUACAAGGACAACUACGAGCCAUAUCAAAAGGGGAAAAUUGGGCUCGCUACAUAUAGCACUUGGGUUGAGCCAGAAGACAACACAUCUUCUAGCCGUGAGGCCGCCUCUCGAUAUAUGGACUUUUUGUUGGGAUGGUUUGUUGAACCAGUUAUAUAUGGUGAUUAUCCCGAGAGAUUAAAGUUUGCAUUGGGGAGUCGAUUGCCCAAAUUCACCGAAGCUCAAUCCAAGUUGGUAAAAGGGUCAAUUGAUUUUCUUGGUUUAAGCUAUUAUUCUGCAGGUUACGCAAAAACCGUUUCCCCAGCAAACGGUGUCAACGUCACUUUUUGGACCGAUGUGCAAGUCAAUUACACCAAUAGGGGGUACAUGAAACCAAAGGGAUUACUAAAGCUCCUUUUAUACAUAAAAGGAAAAUACAACAAUCCCACUAUAUACAUCACGGAAAACGGAAUUGGUGGUAGAGAUCUCAGAGAUCUCAGAAGGAUCAAAUAUUACUACCGGCAUUUCUUAUCUCUUUCAAAAGCUAUCAAGGAGGGCGUAAACGUGAAGGCACACUAUUCGUGGUCAUUUCUUGACAGCUUUGAAUGGGGCGCUGGUUACCUCCUUCCGAAUGGCAUAGUUUUUGUGGAUUUUAAGGAUAAUUUGACAAGACAUCUCAAGGAUUCUUGUUAUUGGUUCAAGAAGUUCCUCUUAAAAUGAGCUCAAAAGAACGUGUGAAUAUAUUAUAAUUAUUUACAUAUUAAAAUUAUUAUUAGGAAAAUAUGGAGAAUUGCUCAUAAAGCAAUCUCUAGCAGGAAAUUUGAGAUUUGCCUCAAUUAGAAUUAUAUUUUUUAUUUACUGUGUAUUUCUUGAAUUAGGAUUCGCUCAGGAUUCCCUGAAUUAUCUUGUCAAACUUUAUCAAAGCUUAUCGCUUUUUCGUUGAUUA